Molecule: messenger RNA, 1197 nt
Organism: Fraxinus pennsylvanica
Lineage: Eukaryota; Viridiplantae; Streptophyta; Magnoliopsida; Lamiales; Oleaceae
Source: the annotation of a GenBank genome assembly
AUGAAGAAAACAGAACAAGAAGCUCUGUAUUCUACUAUUCAAGAUUUUGUGGGUAAAUCUUGGAAUGGAUCAGAUUUGUAUCCGGAUCCAUGUGGUUGGACUCCAAUACAGGGUGUCUCUUGUGACCUAUUUGAUGGCUUUUGGUAUGUCACAGAAUUGAUAAUUGGACCAAUUCAUGACAAUUCUCUUAAAUGUGCUCAAGAUGUGGAACUUAUAAGUUCCCAUUUAUUCUCACUAAGGCACCUAAAAUCACUCUCAUUCUUCAAAUGCUUCAUCUCACCGCAUCAUCAUCCCGUUGCACUUCCUACUGAGAAUUGGCUGUCUCUUGCUGGAUGCUUGGAGGUACUCGAAUUCCGAUCAAAUCCUGGUCUUGUUACACUAAUCCCGGCUAGUUUUGGUUACCUCAGGAAUCUCCAUUCAUUAGUGCUUAUACAGAAUGAAUUAAAAGGCGAAAUACCGACUACUAUUGGCAACUUAAUCAACUUAAAGCAGUUGGAUCUUGCUGGAAACUCGUUUACAGGCAGAAUCCCAGAAAGUUUUGGUGGGCUAAUUCAGCUUCUAAUUCUUGAUAUGAGCAAAAAUUCACUAUCUGGUACUCUGCCUUCGAGUUUUGGAGGGUUAACUUCACUAUUGAAGCUUGAUUUAAGCAAUAACCAACUGGAAGGCAAAAUCCCAUACGAGCUUGGAAAUUUGAAGAAAUUGACGUUAUUGGAUCUUAGUAACAACAGAUUUUCAGGUGGACUAACCAAAUCGUUUGAAGAUAUGAGUUCAUUGGAAGAGUUAAUCCUAUCAAACAAUCCAAUUGGUGGAGAGCUAAGGAACCUCGGGUGGCCUAAUCUGAUAGGCCUAACCGUAUUGGACCUGUCCAAUACGAGUUUGAUAGGUGGAAUUCCAGAGUCCCUUGCAGAGUUAAAGGGACUCAGAUUUUUGGGCCUUCAUGAUAACAAACUCACAGGGGAUAUACCCACAAAGCUUUCAUUUUUGCCUAAUGUUAGUGCAAUGUACCUCAAUGGAAACAAUCUAACUGGGGAGAUAAAAUUCUCUGAAUGGUUUUAUGGGAAAAUGGGUCAGCGUUUUCGGGUCUGGGACAACCCGAAUCUCUGCUACUCCAUUGGUUCAAUAGGAACAAGCCAUUUUCCGUCUGGGGUAAAACAAUGUCAGCAAGAAGCCAAAAUGCACCAGUUGAAAUUUAGAUGA